AUGUUGGCAUGCGAGAAGGCGCGACCUUACGGAACUUCCGUGAACGGAGAACUUGGAGAGAAGCCGCGCAAAUCGUGCUCUGGGGACGUCACAGGCGGAAGCGGAGCGGGCAGCGGCACGAUCAGCGGGAGCGGGAAGCAGAUAGCUUAUAAAGUCGACCCGCUGUCUGUCUGUCCCUAUCUACACAACGAUACAGAAAUCGACUUCCCGCUACCGCCUAUCAACGUGCCGUGCGGUUUAAGCGCACCGAUCGAGCGACGUGGUCGCGGCGUUUGGAAAGUGUGUCAGUGGCACGGUUCGCGACUCGCUCGCUCUGUGCCACAUCCGCAAACAACGCCGGCCUACGAACUCGGCGCGCCGAGAAGAGAAAUUGCUCCUUGGCGCACCGCGCGCUCUUUUGCGAACGUUAAG
Iphiclides podalirius (scarce swallowtail) is the source of this 411-nucleotide messenger RNA. The record is from the annotation of a GenBank genome assembly. Lineage: Eukaryota; Metazoa; Arthropoda; Insecta; Lepidoptera; Papilionidae.